AAAACCUAAACAGUAAAGUGAACACACACACACACUCUGUUCACUUGACGUUGUGAAUCACGUUCUCUUAUCUGUAUCUGUGACGCAGAAACAAAGUAACAAGACAGCGGCUUUGCAUCUUUCUCCGAUCUUCCUUCCCCUCACCUCACCGUGGUGGUGUGUACUUUCUGGCCUCACAUGCGCUUUAUGCUUUGUCUUCCAAUUGGGUGAAAUCUGAUUGAAGAGCCAUGCACAAGGAUACGAGUACCAGUGCCCCAUCAAAUACAAGUGGUCGGAUUAGGCACCGAAAACGAUCGAAUGAGGUUAUUCCAGAAGUUAGCAAAGCGAAUGGAACCAAGUUACUUGUUAAUGAUAAAAGCAAGUAUAAGUCCAUGCUAAUUAGGGCAUAUUCAUCCAUUUGGAUGAUUGGGGGGUUUGCAUUGAUCAUCUAUAUGGGUCACCUCUACAUUACUGCAAUGGUUGUUGUUAUCCAAAUCUUCAUGGCAAGUGAGCUUUUCAAUCUACUCAGAAGAGCUCAUGAAGAUAGGCAGCUGCCAGGAUUUAGGCUAUUAAAUUGGCAUUUUUUCUUCACUGCGAUGUUAUUUGUUUAUGGACGGAUUCUGAAUCAGCGUUUGGCUAACACAGUAACUUCAGACAUGGUUUUGUAUCGACUAGUGAGCAAUCUUAUUAAGUAUCAUAUGGUUAUCUGCUACUCCCUGUACAUUGCAGGAUUUAUGUGGUUCAUUCUCACAUUGAAGAAGAAGAUGUAUAAGUACCAAUUUGGCCAAUAUGCUUGGACACAUAUGAUUCUAAUAGUUGUAUUUGGCCAGUCAUCCUUCACUGUGGCAAGCAUUUUUGAAGGGAUUUUCUGGUUUCUUCUUCCAGCAUCACUUAUUGUCAUUAAUGACAUUGCUGCUUACAUCUUUGGUUUUUUCUUUGGAAGAACCCCUUUGAUCAAAUUAUCUCCAAAGAAAACUUGGGAGGGUUUUAUCGGGGCAUCCUUUACCACCAUUAUCUCUGCAUUUUUGCUUGCUGACAUCUUGGGUCAUUCUCAAUGGCUAACAUGUCCAAGGAAGGAUUUGUCAACUGGUUGGCUUCACUGUGAUCCUGGUCCAAUGUUUAAGCCAGAAUCUUACACUUUACCAGGAUGGAUUUCUCAGUGGUUUGGUUGGAAAGAGGUAUCAAUCCUACCAGUUCAAUGGCAUGCUUUAUGUCUUGGCUUGUUUGCUUCAAUUAUUGCACCUUUUGGAGGCUUCUUUGCAAGUGGUUUCAAAAGGGCUUUUAAAAUAAAGGACUUUGGUGAUAGUAUUCCAGGACAUGGUGGGAUGACUGACAGAAUGGAUUGCCAGAUGGUUAUGGCCGUGUUUGCGUAUAUAUAUCUUCAGUCAUUUGUUGUGUCUCAAAGUUUGUCAGUUGAAACGAUUUUGGACCAGAUAUUAAUGAACCUGACAUUCGAUGAACAAGAAGCUCUAUAUAGGAGGCUUGGGGAAAUGUUGCAACAGGGGAUUCAAAGGAUGUCUUAGAUCCAUGGCAAGGUGUAUUUGUUCUCAAACCAUCUAAUGGUAUUCCUUCACUUUCAAGGAGAAAGAAAAACUACUUUGUACAUGUGUGUUUUUUUCUUGAGUGAAACGAUUCAAAGGUUCGGGAAGCUGUCGAAAUGUGUAUAGUGUAUCUUGGCCGUUAACAUUUCAUUCUGUUUCUCUCUGUUUUUCUUGAAUAUUUUAUCGAUGGCUUUGCUUGAACAGCUAGCGCUCACUCAUGAUCUUUAGAAUAUGGCCUAUAGAAGAAAAUAAACGCAUAUGUUGUAUUCAAUUCCUUGAGAGGAGUAACAUUUUUCAAUUUCUUUAGCUGUAA
Molecule: messenger RNA, 1833 nt
Organism: Lotus japonicus
Lineage: Eukaryota; Viridiplantae; Streptophyta; Magnoliopsida; Fabales; Fabaceae
Product: phosphatidate cytidylyltransferase 1-like
Exons: 12
Coding region: 228-1502 (424 amino acids)
Cellular component (GO): endoplasmic reticulum membrane
Molecular function (GO): phosphatidate cytidylyltransferase activity
Source: RefSeq, a predicted model, not a curated record